This is a messenger RNA of Populus nigra (black poplar), 1268 nucleotides long. RefSeq names its product cytosolic sulfotransferase 15-like. Bases 67 to 1068 code for a protein of 333 amino acids. The transcript has a single exon. Gene Ontology annotation, cellular component: cytoplasm. Lineage: Eukaryota; Viridiplantae; Streptophyta; Magnoliopsida; Malpighiales; Salicaceae. The record is from RefSeq and is a predicted model, not a curated record. Gene Ontology annotation, molecular function: sulfotransferase activity. Gene Ontology annotation, biological process: sulfation.
AGUUUAAUCAGGAACACCUUUAAAGGCAGCUAAACUCCGAACUCAAGGUAGAUAAGAACAACUUCCAUGAAAGACGUUCAAAUUACUCAAAGAAACAGUACUGUUUCAGAAACCGGAGAGAGUGAUCAAUGCUGUGACAUAAUAUCAUCCCUUCCCAAAGAGAAAGAAUGGGUAUCUGGUUAUAUGUAUCUUUACCAAGGCUUUUGGUGCCCUCCGAAGGAGAUUCAUGCUGUAGUUUCAUUUCAAAAUAACUUUCAAGCAUGCAACACUGACACUAUACUUGUCUCCAUGCCUAAAUCAGGUACGACGUGGUUGAAAGCCUUGGUAUUUUCCAUCAUGAACCGUGAAAAAUAUCAAACCGCAGAAAGCCCCUUGAAUUCUUUCAACCCUCAUGAUCUUGUGCCUUUCUUUGAGUAUAGGCUUUAUGCAAACAACCAAGUUCCUGAGCUGUCUGCAUUUCCAUCGCCUAGAAUAUUUUCAACCCAUGUGCCAUAUCCAUCACUGCCAGAAUCUAUCAGGAACUCUACUUGUCGGGUUGUUUAUAUAUGUAGAAAUCCCUUGGACAACUUUAUCUCCUUCUGGCAUUUCCUCUCAAAAGCAAGACCUGAGAGACUUGGACCACUUCUUUUGGAGGAGGCUUUUGAUGAUUUUUGCAAUGGAGUUGUAGGGUUUGGUCCCUUUUUUGAUCAUGUUCUAGGGUAUUGGAAGGAGAGCUUGGAGAGACCAGAGAAGGUAUUAUUUCUUAAGUUUGAGGACUUAAAAGAAGAUAUCAAUUCUCAGAUGAAAAGUCUGGCUGUGUUCUUGGGUUGUCCCUUUUCUUUGGAGGAAGAGAGGGAUGGGGUUACAGGGAACAUAUCCAAGCUGUGCAGCCUCGAUAGUUUGAAGAAUAUCGAGGCAAACAAGAGAGGUAAGUCUAUCCCAUACUUCGAGAAUAAUACUUUAUUUAGAAGAGGUGAGGUUGGGGACUGGGUCAAUUAUCUUACUCCUGAGAUGGUUGAUCGUUUAAACAAGAUCACAGAACAAAAGUUGGCUGGUUCUGGAUUGGAGUUCAAGAUUACUAGUCUAUAGUCGAAGCUAGAGUCCACAAAGACCUCGAUAUCUAUGUUUGAGUUGUUUUUCUUAAUUGAUUUUUCCAGCUUGAGUGCUUUCACAACAAUGCAUGAAUAUGAUUCCUGCAUUUUUGUUUGUUAAGCCAAAAAAAUCAAUUGCUUCGCUUCUUUUAGAACAACAUGAGAGUGUUUCCUUUGUGAAUGAUAUAUACUUUUAGU